AUGCAACUGGUAUCAUUCCUAGAAACAAACAAUAUUUUGCCGUCAAUACAGUCUGGUUUCAGGAAGAACCAUAGCACGGUAUCUGCUCUCAUGAAUAUCACUGAUGAUAUACUUGCGGAGUCGGAUAAGGGUCGAGGUACAGUAUUGCAUUUCUCUUUCCAGGCUAUGAAGCAAAAUGUAAUACAAAACAACGUGCCAUUGAAACAACACACGCAAACCGAAAACAUGCAAGCUCAUAUGACGCAGCAAGAAGCGCAUUAUCUGCAGCAAAAACAGAUGAUGAACCCGCUCUACAAUGGCGGUUACCCACAUAUGCCUCCAGACAACAGCCAGUACCAGGGCCAGUAUCCACCAAAACACGAGAACAUAAACUACAACCACGUUCAACAGGGCAUCACAAACGCUUACGAUCAAAAAGGCAUGUUUGAUCACCUCAACAAAUAUCAAGACUACUCAAAACAACCGCAAUACAGUCCGAAUAGUACAACGAGUUCGAACAGCAACCAACCCUCGAAGGAACUCAAGAUAAACGAACAAGAGUUCUUGCCUGAAUUCGCAGCUAGCAAAUCCGAUCCCAAAUAUCAAACGUUGCCAUACAACACGAAAUUCCCACAGAGCACCAAUGGCAAACAAAAACCCGAAGUCAACGGUAAAAGCAACGAAGUACAAGACAAAAAUCAAAACGCAGCGAACAUCAAUGUAAAUCAUAUGACUGUACAUUCGACGCCAUUGACUGUUGUAAACAAAAGUCUAGCGACGCCUCUGAGUCAGAUGGAGACAUAUCAACAGGAACAUACAUAUCAGUUACAAAAAUCUGACUCGUCAAGUAGAUGUAACCAAGAGGGUAAAGAGAACCAUGCAUAUCCACAGAAUUCUAGAUUAAGUCAAAACAAUAGUCAGAGUAACGACGACUCGAAGAGCAGCGCGGGGAAGAGUCAACAGGGUAAUUUGAAGGGUAGCUCACCGAGUUUGGGAACGAACACCACGACGGCGAGCAGUUCAAUAGGAUUCGGGAAACCCGUAUCGAGUGUAGCACCCACAUCGGUUCAGGUCUCCGGGAAACCGUCACCCAUUUACCAGACAUCCUCCACAAAGAUCCAACCGGUCCAGCCACAGACCGUUCAGACCCAAAGCGUCACGAGUCAUGUAGCUAGUAACGCGGCGCCUUCCCAACCCCAGAUGAUUAGGAACACUGCGUCGGGGCUGUCGGCGAGCGCGGGCUUCGGCUCCAACGCGUCGGCUCAGAGCCUGCUGCUGUCGCCGCCGCAGGGCGCCAGCACGCCGCUGGCCACGCCCGACACCAGCACCGACAAGUCGCCCAAGCCGGCCUUACCUCCUAAGCCUACCAUUAAGACACCUCCGCGACAGUCAGCAAACAACGACGCGGGUUUCAACCAAAACACGGAUUCGACUCUACCCACCAUACCCAUCCCCGACUCAUCGAGCGAGGAGCCUCAGCAGAACCAGAAGGAAUCUAGCAACGGCAGCAGCAGCAACGAGAUGAUCAUCAAAGCUCGUCCUCUCACCAUCCGAAAACCCCCUCUUAGCGAGCAACCUAAGCUGCGAAACCUGAACUCCGCCAAAAACGGAAUAAGCGUCAGCAUCAACCGUCGCAUAGAAAUGCCACCGGCAUUCUUAUUCCCAGAAAUGGACCACCUAACGUUAGAUUCAGGGGAAACGCAGAACGGCCUGAAAGAUAAGACGAAGAAGGAUGAAGUGGAUCGGGCGUUGAAUAAUAACAUAUCAAUAGCGAGUGAGAAAGAAGAUAGCAAAGACAACGUUGUGGAUAUAGCGGAGCAGAUUAGCUCGGUGGAUUUGAACGGUCAGGAUUCUCAGGGCUCUGAGAAUGUUUUGAGGCGGUCAAAGAAGGGCAACUUGAAGCAGGGCGGCAAGGCGCCGCUCACGAGGCGAGUGAGCUUCGACCCCCUUGCAUUGCUACUGGAUGCAAGUCUGGAGGGAGAAUUGGAGCUGGUCAAGAAAACGGCGACGCAGGUGCAGAACGCAAGUGCAGCGAACGACGAAGGAAUCACAGCUUUACACAAUGCCAUCUGCGCUGGGCAUUUUGAGAUAGUUAAGUUCCUGGUAGAGCUGGGCUGCGACGUGAACGCGCAGGACUCAGAUGGUUGGACGCCGCUGCACUGCGCCGCUUCCUGCAAUAACCUGCCGAUGGUGCGCUUCCUCGUCGAUAAUGGUGCGUGUAUAUUCGCUACGACGCUGUCUGACCACGAGACGGCGGCGGAGAAGUGCGAAGAGGACGAGGAGGGUUUCGACGGUUGCUCCGAAUAUCUAUACAGCGUCCAAGAGAAGCUCGGCAUCAUGAACAACGGCCUAGUGUACGCGGUGUUCUCGUACCAAGGCGCGCGCGCAGACGAGCUGUCGUUCGCGGGCGGCGCGCGCCUGCACGUGCUAAGGAAGGGCGACGACGCCGAGCGCGAGUGGUGGUGGUGCCGCGAUGAUAGCGCGCGUGAAGGAUACGUGCCCAGAAACUUGCUCGGGUUAUACCCAAGAGUAACCACGCAGCAGGAAUGAAGACGAAUAAACAAUGACCUGAUAAUCAUUAUAAUAAUGUAAAUAUCGUUGCUCUUAUUAUUUUUUAUGUAUUUAUAUCAACUGUAAUCUAAAAAUUAUAGAUAUUGUAUACAAUUUUAUCAGAUCUAAUAUUUUGUAAAUAUUUAACUAAGUUCAAAACGAAUGAGAUUAUAUUGUACAUUUUAUAAAUAUGUGAGUCAUUUAAAUAAAUAUCGGUCAUACAAUUUGUAUAUGCUCUUAGUAAUGUCUGCAAAUAUUGUGAGAUAAACACAUAACUGACAAUACAAAUAAAUGAAGAGUUAUCACGAAAUUA
Messenger RNA from Ostrinia furnacalis (Asian corn borer), 2842 nucleotides. RefSeq names its product apoptosis-stimulating of p53 protein 1-like. Gene Ontology annotation, molecular function: p53 binding. Gene Ontology annotation, cellular component: nucleus. The record is from RefSeq and is a predicted model, not a curated record. Lineage: Eukaryota; Metazoa; Arthropoda; Insecta; Lepidoptera; Crambidae. The transcript is spliced from 9 exons. Bases 1 to 2529 code for a protein of 842 amino acids. Gene Ontology annotation, biological process: regulation of apoptotic process.